AUGGAGGUGCCUGGAGCAACCCUCUCCAAACUCCUACAACAGGUCAACGCCGACCCUCUACUUCCACGGAAAACCCCUACAGAAGCAUUCUGGCAGCUUCCAGCACACGAGACGCUCUCAGCGGUCCAGUCUCCUGAGCUGCCACAGCAAGUCGAAUACGCCAUCAUUGGCUCAGGUGUGACAGGCUGUAGCAUUGCCCAGAACCUUCUCGAGCACGCCUCCUGUCCCAAGGACUCUCGCGUGUCCGUCUUCGAAGCCAGGACGCUUUGCAGCGGUGCAACGGGCCGCAAUGGAGGGGCAUUGACCUCCUUCGUCCCCUAUGCAUUCACGAAACUCACCAAGCAAUUCGGUGAAGAGCAAGCCGUGAAGAUUGGCAGGUUUGCUUACCGCACACUUGACAAGAUGCACGAACUGGGCAAAAGUUCGCCGGAAUUCCUGGACGCCAGCGAAGUAAGACGCGUCCGCGACAUUGUUGGCUUCGUCGACCAGAAGUCAUUCGAAGAAGCCAAGAUCUCGUUCAAGAAAUACGACGAGAUGGUCCCAGAAUGCACCCUGAACAGCGAGAUUCUCGAUGCCGAAGAAGCCCGCGAACGAUACAACGUCAAAAACGUCAGCGGCGCCGUUCUCUUCGACUGCGGCGCCUUCUGGCCCUACCGCCUCAUUACUCGCAUCUGGGCACAACUCCUUAUGUCCCACCCCAACCAGCUCACGAUCGAAACAACCACACCAGUCACAUCCAUCACCCACGACGGCUCCACCUCCGCAUACCCCUACACCCUCUCAACCCCCCGCGGCUCCGUCAAAGCCGCGCACGUCAUUCACGCCACCAACGGCUACACAGGCCACCUCCUCCCCUCGCUGCGCGGCAAACUCCACCCCCUCCGCGGCACCAUGUCCACGCAAGUCGCCACGCCGGCCUUCGGCUCCCACGGCACCGCCCGCGCCUGGUCCAUCUCCUCCGCCGGCCAACUCAGCGACGACGGCGUCUUCGAGACCGGCCUGUACUAUUCCAACCAGAACCCCAAGACCACCGACAUCUUCAUCGGCGGCGAGAAGGUGCGCAUGGACGAGAUGUUUGUGGCGGACGACACUGUUGUGCGAGACGAGGCGAGGGAGAAUAUCGAGACGGUGCUGCCGCGGUAUUUUGAGAAUGGGUGGGCGGAGGGCCAGAGGCCGGAAGUGCGCAAGGUGUGGAGUGGCAUUAUGGGGUUUACGAGUGAUGGGUUGCCGUUGGUGGGGCGGCUGGCGAGGGAGGUCAGUGGGAGGGACGGCCAGGGCGAGUGGGUCGCGGCGGGUUUCAACGGCUAUGGGAUGCCGCAGUGCUGGAGUGCGGGCGAGGCGGUGGCGAAGAUGAUGUUGGGGGAUGAAGACGAGGUGAGGACUUGGUUGCCGGAGUGUUAUCUGAUCACGGAGGAAAGGCUGGCGCGCAUGUCUGGAGAGGCGAGCUUGAAGCAUUUGAUGGGAUAG
Molecule: messenger RNA, 1467 nt
Organism: Cyphellophora europaea CBS 101466
Lineage: Eukaryota; Fungi; Ascomycota; Eurotiomycetes; Chaetothyriales; Cyphellophoraceae
Exons: 1
Coding region: 1-1467 (488 amino acids)
Cellular component (GO): cytoplasm
Molecular function (GO): oxidoreductase activity
Source: RefSeq, a predicted model, not a curated record